Molecule: messenger RNA, 2596 nt
Organism: Zychaea mexicana
Lineage: Eukaryota; Fungi; Mucoromycota; Mucoromycetes; Mucorales; Lichtheimiaceae
Product: sulfate transporter family-domain-containing protein
Exons: 4
Coding region: 1-2424 (807 amino acids)
Biological process (GO): transmembrane transport
Cellular component (GO): membrane
Molecular function (GO): secondary active sulfate transmembrane transporter activity
Source: RefSeq, a predicted model, not a curated record
AUGCCGACAAUCCCAAAAACGUUUGUCGACAAUCCACCAGAAGAUUAUAUGGAUAAUAUAAGAUCCCGUGCACGCCAGCUUCCACGAAGUGUUCGCUCCUAUUUCUCUCAAUUGUGUCCCAUUGUUUCCUGGCUGCCCAAAUACAACUUGGUCUGGUUAUCGAGUGAUAUUAUAAGUGGGCUAACGGUGGGCUGUAUAGUUGUUCCGCAAUCAAUGGCUUAUGCAAAACUUGUUGGAUUACCCGCACAGUACGGCCUUUACACAAGCUUUGUCGGUUGUGCCCUUUAUCCUUUAAUAGGAACAUCAAAAGAUAUUAAUAUCGGCACCACGGCCAUUCAAGCUCUAUUCUUGGGCCAGGUUUUUGCUACUGUGCAGGAAACGCCCCAGUAUCAAUCCGGACUUUGGACUGACCAUCAGUUUGCCAUAACCAUGUCAUUUUUCGCUGGCAUCAUUACCCUCGGAUUGAGCUUACUCCAACUUGGCAUAUUAUUCAACUUUAUUUGCCAGCCAGCCGUCUCAGGAUUCAUGGCCGGCAGCGCAGUAACCAUCAUUAUUAGCCAGCUAGGAAAGAUACUAGGCAUUCAUGUUAACACGAACGAAGCGCCCUAUCUGAUCUUUGGUUACACCCUCAAAGAUUUGCCCCAUACCAAGGUUGAUGCAAUUUUCGGUAUUCUCUCAUUGGUCUGGCUCUAUGGAGUCAAGUAUGCAUGUAAACACCUUGCGAAGCGCUACCCACAUCAUAAGCGCAAAAUUCUCUACUUUAGCACGAGUCGCAACAUACUGGUCUUAUGUUUUACUACAAUUCUGUCGUGGAUGAUCAACCACAUUGGUCAGUAUGCGGAGAGUCCGUUCGCGAUCCUUGGCCCCGUGCCUCCCGGUUUUCAAGAAAUGGGUGUACCACAAUUAGAUGCUAGUCUUGCUGCUCACGUUUUACCCAAUUUUCCAAGUAUGGUGGUCCUUCUUAUCAUGGAGCAUUGUUCCAUAGCCACUAGUUUGGGCAAGUCAUCCGAUUAUCGGAUCAACAUUAAUCAAGAAAUUUUAUCACUGGGGUUGACCAAUGUAUUUGGUUCGUUCUUCUCAGCCUUUCCAGCUACCGGAAGCUUCUGCCGAAGUGCUGUCGCAAGCAAGUCCGGUGCUAAAACACCACUCAACAACACCGUAGUGGCCAUCGUCGUCAUACUGGCGCUGUAUGCGCUUACGCCUGCAUUUCAAUUUAUCCCAACAUCAAGUCUAGCGGCCGUGAUUGCUCAUGCGGUCUCUGAUCUAGUCGUGGGGCCUUCGGUUUGGAGGCGUUUUUGGAGCGUACAUCCAUCCGAGUUCCUUAUUUUUACAUGUGCCUUUAUCAUUUCGCUGUUUGCACGCCUCGACAUCAGCAUCUACGUCGCCGUCAUAAUUUCCAUUGCCGUUCAGCUGUACCGCAGUGCACGUCCUAACUAUGCAGUCCUUGGUCGUAUGGAUACCUUGCAUACAAGUGACAGCAAAACUUGCGAGAAGACAUCAUCACCAGCAUCAUCAGCAUCACCAUCAAAAUCAACACGAGCCGAGGAUGAGCUUGAUGCGCUAGCACACAGCAAAUUUUUUUCUUUCACGCAUCCAAUGCUUGGCCAGUACGCAAAGCCAAUCGCCCCUGGGGUUACGGCGUUCCAACCACGAGACAAUUUGGUUUUCGAAAACUCACUGUUUUUGACAGAGAAACUGCUGGACGAAAUCAAACGUACAACGCGCCGUGGUAAGCCCCUGGCCGAAAAGGUCGGAGACAGACCCUGGAACAAUGCAGGCGGCGUAAGCAAGACCAUGAACAGACCGCUAUUACAUUCAGUCAUUAUGGACCUGACUGGCGUGCAUCAGAUGGACUACUCCGGAAUAGAAGACCUCAAAGCGGCUGCCAACCAAGCAGAACGAUAUUCAGGCAGACCCGUUUCUUGGUUCUUUGUGCUCAAUGACUCGUUGGCUGUGCGAAAGUGUUUGCUGUUUGGUGGUUUCGGUAAUCAAGAGCGUAAACCUGGUGGUCCCUUCCGAUCUGAUCUCAGAAAAAGAAGCGACGAAGAUAACGGUUAUAAGGACAGUGAUGCUAAUGAUGAUGACCGAAGUUCCUCGUCCAUUGAUGGAGGCAGCAUCGCUAGUGACGGUACCAAUAAGGAGCUGCAAGUGGUCGAAAUUGAGGAUACGCGCAAGCCUUCAAAAAAGGACGAAUCGAUCGUGUCGUAUGAUAAUAUUUGUGUUCUGGACGAUAACAUGGGUCAUUGCACCAUUUCGGAGCUCGAUGAUGUUUAUCCCUACUUUUUCUUUACCAUGCGCGAUGCAGCUGUUGCCGCAUGUUCUCGACACGCAGGUCCAGAAGAACACGCUUUGCCAUCAUCAAUAUCAUCAAUCAAGGCUGACGCUUCGAAUAUGAAUGAAGAAAAAAACAUUGAGAAGCAGUAAUUUUAACCACAAUUCUCAUCUGAAUCUUUCUUAUCCCUUUUUUAGCUUACUAAGUAUGUAUAAUUAGCCAUCAUUGGGCCUCGUCAAAGUUGGUUGGACCUGGAAAUUUACAGGUGUCGCUGAUAAAAAAUAAAAACCAAUAAAAAUGGUCCAGGAAAAAUUUACUUUGACG